CGGGCAUUAUUGAGUGCCUGGGUUGGUCCCCCUAUAUAAAGGAGACGCGCCCACUGCUCUGCUCUCACUGCAUUCACGCCAAGAUGAGCUACGGAUCUGAAGCCAUUUCCUCCUCCUCCUACAGGAAGAUUUUCGGGGAAUCUCCCCGUUAUGCGUCCUCUCCAUCACGGACCACGAUGAACGUGUCCUCCCGGGGAGCUUACCGGUCCUCUUCCGGGACCCGGAGCAACGUCUCAUCCAUGGGUGCGUACAACAGAAAGUCCGGCCGCCUCAUGUCGUCGGAGACCUUCGACAUGACCCAGAGCAGCGUCCUCAACAAUGAGUUCAAAAUCGUGCGCACCAACGAGAAGGAGCAAAUGCAAGGGCUCAACGACCGCUUUGCCAUGUUCAUCGACAAAGUGCGCAACUUGGAGCAGCACAACAAAGUGCUGGAGACGGAGUUGUCCGCGCUGCGCCAGCGGCAGACCGAGCCGUCCCGGCUGGCCGAGCUUUACCAGCAGGAGAUCCGUGAGCUGCGCUCGCAGCUCGAGGAGCUGAACGGGGAGAAGUCCCAGCUCGUGAUCGAGAGGGAUUGUAUCGAAGACGACCUGCAGAAGCUCAGGGGGAAAUACGAAGAGGAGUACCGUGCCCGGGAGGGCGCGGAACUCACCCUCAAGGCCUUCAAGAAAGACGUGGAUGACGCCACCAUGGUGCGCCUGGACUUGGAGAAGAAGGUGGAAUCUCUGCUGGACGAGAUCAACUUCCUCAGGAAGGUGCACGAGGAGGAGGUGGCCGAGCUGACGGAGAUGAUCCACGCUGCCCAGGUGUCCGUGGAGAUGGAGGUGUCCAAGCCGGAUCUCACCUCCGCCCUGAAGGAGAUUCGAUGCCAAUACGAGUCCAUGUCGUCCAAGAACAUGCAGUCCGCCGAGGAGUGGUACAAGACCAAGUUCGCCGACUUGUCCGAGCACGCCACCCGGAACAACGACGCCAUCCGCUCCAGCAGGGAGGAACUGAACGAGUUCCGGAGGCAGCUGCAGUCCAAGACCAUCGAGACGGAGAGUCUCAGGGGAACCAACGAGUCUCUGGAGAAGCAGCUCCGGGAGAUGGAGGAUAGGCACAAUGUGGAGAUUGGAAACUACCAGGACAAUAUGGUGGAGCUGGAUAACGACCUGAGGGCCACCAAGGGCGAGAUGGCUUACCACCUGAGGGAGUACCAGGAUCUGCUGAAUGUCAAGAUGGCACUGGAUAUUGAAAUCGCAGCUUACAGGAAACUACUGGAAGGGGAGGAGACCCGCAUCGGGACGGGGUUCAGCUACCCCGGCUCCUCCAUGAGCGCAAGUAUUGGCCUGGGCUACAACUACCAGAGCCGUAUGUACACCAGCUCCGGCAAGAGCUCCAAGAGGGAAGGCAAGGACGAGGACCAGCAGCCGAGCAAGUCCGGAGGCAAGGCGUCCCAGAGUGAAGUCUACGAGGAGACGGUGGUCACCACCACCAACAAGAUGGAGAAGCAGCAGCAAGAGCCCAGCGACAUGCCCACCACUCAGAAAAUGUAGAGCCUCUCCUGUAAACUCGUUUUGCCACCCGUUACCCUGCAAACCCAUUCCACGUUCCAUUCUCCGUGAAUAAAACAAACCCUGAGCCUUUGGACGUCGACACUUGUGGGUCUCUAACGACGAUAGCUCCUUAUUAUGAGCGCAUCGUGAGAUCGCCCUGGUUUUCCAUCUGCACUGGUGUGUGUUGGAUGUCCACAAGUGUGUGUAGACUGCGGGAUCUAGAUGUUUGUUUUACAUGGGGCUGCCCCUCCCCCUCCCAUUUGUCCCUCCCAUUUGUCCCCCCCACGUGUGUGUUCUCCCAAAAGGGAAUUCAAUAUAACUUUACUGUAACCGCUACAAGAUCACGGUGCAUCCGUGCUCUCUCUCUCACUCUCACUCUCUCUCUCUCUCUCUCUCUCUUUUUCUCCUUCACACACUCAACAUCAAAGCGAGCACACUUAAAAUAUAAUAUUCAACUUUGAUAUGUGAUACCGUAGAUAACAACUCUGGUCAUUCACUACACCACCACAAGCUGCGAGGAGCUUUACUCUCAACACAUUCCAAAGGAAGCAUGUGUGUGUGUGUGUGUGUGUGUGUGUGCGCGUCCGCAACAUAAACCGUUAAGUGAGGACACACACGGUCCACAGCCAAGACAAACAAUGAUAUGCGACGGUGUAUUACUGAGACAAUAUUUAGAGUCGGAGUUCCUUAAGCUACACGUGAUCCCCGUCUGACUGCAGUCCAAUCAGUUCUGCAUGGCAACAGCGUGGAAGAUUCUCCUCUUCCACCUCCUUUCUAACUUCCCGGUAAAGUUUCAUUCUCAAAAAAACGUGGAUUCCCGUCGUAUUUAAACCGAGAUUUGAAGCUGAAGAAGUUAAAACAAACGUAUUAAUCGAGCAUAAUUUGCAUGGUGUGUGUAGACGUCAUGCUUUGCAUGGAAUCCAUCGGCCCGUUGCUUAUUUGACACCAUUUUCCUUGUUAAAAGGCCGGCUAAUGCCUUCCCUUUGUACCACCUGCCAUGCUGAGCAUCAUCAUGCACAACACUUAUUCAUAACUGUAAUAGACUUGCUUGUAAGCCUGUGGGUUAUAACUUAUUACUGCAGGAUGUGACUUAGAUAUAGGCCUCGAAAGCUAUGAAGAUAAGAAGUAAAAAUCCACUUUAAUGCACUUAUAAAGGGAAUGUAAAAAAUACCAAAUUUGCGAAACAGUUUGCACAUUAAGUGAAGCAAAGAAUGCUGUAAAGGAGGGACGACGCAGCAUAUUUAGCACAUAUCUACACGAUCCUCUAUGAUCCAUCUGGGUGAAGACGAAUUGUAUGCAUCAUUAAAAAAAAAGCUCAAAGCACAUUUUUUGAGCUCCAGAAUUCAUAUCAUAUCACUCAGCCAGAAGAAAACCAUGACAUCGAUGCUCAAAAUACAGAAAGCUGCUAGAACGCCGUUCCUCUCUACAUAACUGUGGCCAUGACUGGGCAACAUGUCUGUUGUAGCAACGACCUCAACACUAGACAUCUCUUCGUAUGAGAGGCGUGUGGCGUGUUGUUUUUCUGCUUGUGUGCUUUAACACGGCUUCUUCUCCCGCUGCACAUGUGAUGAGAACAAAAAAACUCCUGAUUGUACGGCAGACUGUUGUGGCUUCCCGAUGUUUUACUUGUGAUCGGUAUUUUAGUACUGUAGUGAGUGUGUCUGUGUCUCUACACAGUGGCCUGUUAUAAUUCUGUAGGUCUGAGAUCCAGAGAUGUACAAGAAAUUAAGAAAUACAAGCCACAUUUUAUAAAACACAGCUAUAACAAUGGUUCAUCGAGCCGUUAUCUUUACACUGUAAACCAAGCCAUUCAUUGGUGUCUGGAGAAAUAAACAUCCCUUCUACUCCAACUGCACUGCCACACUUUUCUAAGUACACACAUCCCUUCAGGGGAAGAAGAAGAAGAAAAACAUGCAUUUUCUGAAAAUCUAAUUUGUCACCAGUACGAAACCACCGAUAAAGAUUUAAGCAAAUAACUGUAGGAUGUGAAAUGCCUUAAAAAAAACAGCAGCUUUUUUUUUCUGGCCAUGUGUGUGAUGUGUAUGACUCUGUUCAUUAGGGUGUGUAAUCAUUAUUAUUAUAGAGCUCCCAUGGCUACAAAACCAUAGGGAACGAGUGUAGUUAACAUGCUAUUCUGUUUGAUGUUAUUCCUUAUGUAUUGCUGUUUGACACCAUAUAAUAAAGAUUUAAAAAAUA
This is a messenger RNA of Pseudoliparis swirei, 3728 nucleotides long. It is a transcript of the gene inab, whose product is annotated as internexin neuronal intermediate filament protein, alpha b. Lineage: Eukaryota; Metazoa; Chordata; Actinopteri; Perciformes; Liparidae. The transcript has 3 exons. The record is from RefSeq and is a predicted model, not a curated record. Gene Ontology annotation, biological process: intermediate filament organization. Gene Ontology annotation, cellular component: intermediate filament; cytoplasm; postsynaptic intermediate filament cytoskeleton. The coding region runs from base 84 to 1532 and encodes 482 amino acids. Gene Ontology annotation, molecular function: structural constituent of postsynaptic intermediate filament cytoskeleton.